This is a messenger RNA of Acanthosepion pharaonis, 648 nucleotides long. Lineage: Eukaryota; Metazoa; Mollusca; Cephalopoda; Sepiida; Sepiidae. The record is from the annotation of a GenBank genome assembly.
AUGUCUAUAGUGUCUUUCUUUUUUAUUUCUUUUUUCUUUCUUUUUCUUUUUUGUUUUUCGUCUUUCCUUUUCUUUUUCUUUCUUUUUUCUUUCUUUCUUCUUUUUUGUUUCCUUUUCUUUUUUCUUACUGUUUUCUUUCUUUCUUUUGUCUCUCUCUUUCUUUUUCUUUCUUUCUUUCUUUCUUUUCUUUCUUUCUUUCUUUCUUUCUUUGCAUUAACUUGUCUUUCUUUUUUUCUUUCUUUUUUCUUUCUUUUUCUUUUUUGUUUUUCGUCUUUCCUUUUCUUUUUCUUUCUUUUUUCUUUCUUUCUUCUUUUUUGUUUCCUUUUCUUUUUUCUUACUGUUUUCUUUCUUUCUUUUGUCUCUCUCUUUUUCUUUCUUUCUUUCUUUCUUUCUUUCUUUUUUUCUUUCAUUUAUCUUUCCUUUACCUCAAUCUUCUUCUUCUUCUUCUUCUUCUUCUUCUUCUUCUUCUUCUUCUUCUUCUUCUUCUUCUCAGUCUUUACUCAUUUUCUGUCACUAUAUGAUAUCUAUCUAUCUAUCUAUCUAUCUAUCUAUCUUAUUUUAUUCAUAUCUAUCUAUCUUAUUUUAUUCAUAUCUAUCUACCUCAGUCUUACUAUCUAUCUAUCUAUCUAUCUAUCUAUCUACCAUUAA